UUAUAUCACGAUGCGCCUGCGCAGUAUCUGUGCGAAGUUCACUUUGGUAAGCUGCGAAAAAACGUGGUUUGGAACACUCUAGAACCGGCGGCCUUAGGCGCUUAUCUUACAGUUAGAAAUUAUUGCAUUUACUAACACAAUUACAAGAUGUAUCGUCUACCCACCAGUCUUCGGUGCGUAUCAGUACAAAAAGCCAACCAACUCGCACAAAUUCAACGUUGGUACGCCAAAGAUGUAAGGUUUGGACCUGAAGUACGGGCCCUUAUGCUCCAAGGUGUCGAUAUUCUUGCCGAUGCCGUUGCUGUAACCAUGGGACCCAAAGGCCGUAACGUUAUUAUCGAACAAUCGUGGGGGUCGCCGAAAAUUACCAAGGACGGUGUUACAGUCGCCAAAGGUAUCGAACUGAAAGACAAAUUCCAAAACAUUGGUGCUCGUCUAGUACAAGAUGUCGCUAAUAAUACCAACGAAGAGGCCGGCGACGGUACCACUACAGCUACAGUUCUCGCACGCUCGAUCGCUAAGGAAGGUUUCGAAAAUCUCGGCAAAGGUGCAAAUCCGGUCGAGAUCCGCAAAGGUAUUAUGGUUGCUGUCGAGAAAAUUACAGAAACUUUAAAGUCGCUCUCGCGCCCGGUUACUACACCAUCCGAAGUUGCACAGGUGGCUACUAUUUCCGCCAAUGGAGAUCAAGCUAUAGGAAAUUUAAUUUCCGACGCGAUGAAACGUGUCGGUAAGGAUGGUGUCAUUACGGUUAAGGAUGGUAAAACUUUGAAUGAUGAACUUGAGAUCAUCGAAGGUAUGAAAUUCGACCGUGGGUACAUCUCACCGUAUUUUGUCAAUACUACCAAAGGUGCCAAAGUUGAAUAUCAAGACGCCCUAAUUUUAUUCAGCGAGAAGAAAAUAUCAUCAGUUCAAUCAAUUGUACCCGCUUUAGAAUUGGCAAACUCCCAAAGAAAACCGCUCAUUAUUAUUGCCGAAGACGUAGAUGGAGAGGCUUUGACAACACUUGUGGUCAACAGGUUACGUAUCGGUUUGCAAGUAGCCGCAGUAAAAGCACCAGGUUUUGGCGAUAAUCGCAAAGCUACGCUUACCGACAUGGCAGUCGCCACUGGUGGUAUCGUUUUCGGCGACGAAGCCAACGUAGUUAAAAUGGAAGAUAUCCAAAUGGGAGAUUUGGGACAAGUUGGUGAAGUACUUAUCACCAAGGACGAUACACUUUUCCUGAAAGGAAAGGGUAAGGCCGAUGAUAUUAAAAAACGAGUCGAUCAAAUUCGCGAUCAGAUCGAAAACACAACAUCCGAGUAUGAGAAGGAAAAACUGCAAGAAAGAUUGGCACGCUUGGCAUCGGGAGUUGCCGUACUGAAAGUAGGCGGUAGUAGCGAAGUAGAAGUAAACGAAAAGAAAGAUCGUGUCAAUGAUGCCUUGAAUGCUACUCGUGCCGCAGUGGAAGAAGGUAUCGUACCUGGUGGCGGAACUGCUUUACUUCGUUGCAUCGACAGUCUUUCUAGUAUUACACCAACCAAUGCCGAUCAAAAGAUUGGUAUUGAAAUUGUUAAGAAAGCUUUACGCGUACCCUGCAUGACAAUUGCGAAGAAUGCUGGGAAAGAUGGAUCUGUUGUGGUUGCUAAAAUCGAAGAUCAAAAAGGGGACUAUGGUUAUGAUGCACUCAAUGACGAAUACGUUAACAUGUUCGAAAGAGGAAUUAUCGAUCCAACCAAAGUUGUCCGCACAGCAAUAACGGACGCGUCCGGUGUAGCCUCUCUAUUGACGACAGCGGAAGCAGUUAUCACAGAAAUUCCCAAAGAAGACCCUCCUCUACCUGCAGGCGGUGGCAUGGGUGGAAUGGGAGGUAUGGGUGGCAUGGGUGGAAUGAUGUAAAAGGGUAGAUUUCAUAAAAUGACUGCGAUAUUUCAUACAUUCAUUCAUUAGUUCAUCAAAAUUACAAAUUGCACGCUAAUUUUCAUCACAGUUUUCUAUUUUUUAAUAAAGUAUUUUGUAGCGUGCAGGUUGUGAUUUUAUCAUUUCGUGCCAGAUGAAUUUUCAUGGCGGAAACCCCGGUUAUUGUACCAAUAUUUUCCAUUACUUUAUGGGCAGUAGCCUCCAUUUUGUACUUUAUGUGUUAUGUAAGCGAUGCCUGUUAAUUAUUAGUAGUUACGUUAGUGAUUGUAGUUUGAGUACAAAGAGUUUCAUUACAACAUUACCGUGAAAUGUUUUUGUAAGAUGCCUGCAUUUAUGAACCAUCUAAGGCAGUCCUGCAUGCCGUUAACAUCUUUGAUCUGAAUACUUGAAGUGUAACCGUAACGGUAGCUGUAACUUGUAAAUUGAUAGUUUCUAUUAAACUGUUAUAUACAG
Molecule: messenger RNA, 2349 nt
Organism: Photinus pyralis (common eastern firefly)
Lineage: Eukaryota; Metazoa; Arthropoda; Insecta; Coleoptera; Lampyridae
Product: heat shock protein 60A-like
Exons: 6
Coding region: 148-1875 (575 amino acids)
Biological process (GO): apoptotic mitochondrial changes; mitochondrial unfolded protein response; protein import into mitochondrial intermembrane space
Cellular component (GO): mitochondrial matrix; mitochondrial inner membrane
Molecular function (GO): ATP-dependent protein folding chaperone; ATP binding; protein-folding chaperone binding
Source: RefSeq, a predicted model, not a curated record